Messenger RNA from Dimorphilus gyrociliatus, 226 nucleotides. The record is from the annotation of a GenBank genome assembly. NCBI's taxonomy places the organism in Eukaryota, Metazoa, Annelida, Polychaeta, Dinophilidae.
UAUGUUAACCGAAGAAACCGUCGAUUUUUUAGUUGUUAACGCGGUUGAGAAAGAAAUCGUUGAAAGAGACGUUUGCCAAGUACUCUUUGUUAUAGCUGAAGAUAAUAGCUCUACCGAGGUAGAGGUUUUGUCUUUAGUUGAUUUAACUCCAGUAGUACCCGUUGAACUUGUUUCAGUUGUUGUAAUGAAUUUUUUAGAUGUUGAAGUAAAAUCAUUUUUAGUCUGA